Messenger RNA from Tinamus guttatus (white-throated tinamou), 462 nucleotides. The record is from RefSeq and is a predicted model, not a curated record. NCBI's taxonomy places the organism in Eukaryota, Metazoa, Chordata, Aves, Tinamiformes, Tinamidae.
AUGUUGGGUCAGCCCUCGCGGCUCGACCUGGGGCGCGUCCAGGGUUCAAGUGCGCGCGUCGCCCAAGAGCCCCGGCCUGGUACCUAUGACCGGAGCGUGACGUUGCUGGAGGUGUGCGGGAGCUGGCCCGAGAACUUCGGCCUGCGCCACAUGUCUUCCCUGGAGCACACCGAGGAGGGCCUCCGAGAGCGCCUGGCCGACGCGAUGUGCGAGUCGCCCAGCAGGGACAUAGUGGGAUCAGGAACAGACACAGCCGGUGAAGUAGCGGUAAAAAGCAUCACUACAAAGAGGCACAUGGCUUUGAAAUGUUUUGAGCUGCAGCGAGAGGGAAGCAUCGAGACGCUGAGUAACAGCUCGGGCUCCACCAGCGGGAGCAUCCCCCGCAACUUCGACGGGUACCGCUCACCGCUCCCGACUAACGAGAACCAGCCCCUCAGCCUCUUCCCCAGCGGCUUCCCGUGA